CCGCCCGGCCGCGGGCGAGUCCGGAACACAGUUGCCCUCCCCUGUUGCCCACCGGAGGGCAAAGGGAAAGGAAGGCGCCAGGCCGGAAACGGAAGAGAAGGCGGGGACGUGUUUGGCAGCGGGACGCACCGCUUCAGUUGUGUUCCUGGUUCAUUUUGUGUCUUGGCGAUGUUUCCCAGAGUCUCGACGUUCCUACCUCUUCGCCUCCUUUCCCGCCACCCUUUGUCCUCUGGAAGCCCGGAGACAUCAGCGGCUGCGAUUAUGCUACUCGCUGUUCGGCACGGAACAGUCAGGACAAAAAAUAACAUCCAAAGAUAUUUUGGCACUAACAGCGUGAUCUGUAGCAAGAAAGAUAAGCAGUCUGUUCGAACUGAUGAGACUUCCAAGGAGACUUCAGAGAGCCAAGACGGUGAAAAGGAAAAUACGAAAAAAGACUUGUUAGGCAUUAUUAAGGGCAUGAAAGUUGAAUUAAGCACAGUAAAUGUACAAACAACAAAGCCCCCCAAAAGAAGACCACUUAAAAGUUUGGAAACUACAGUUGGCAGGCUUCGAAGAGCUACAGAAUAUGCUCCAAAGAAGAGAAUUGAGCCCCUGAGUCCUGAGUUGGUGGCAGCUGCAUCUGCUGUGGCAGAUUCUCUCCCUUUUGAUAAGCAAACAACCAAGUCAGAGCUGCUGAGCCAGCUGCAGCAGCAUGAGGAAGAGUCAAGGGCACAGAGAGAUGCAGAGCGACCUAAAAUUAGUUUCAGUAACAUAAUAUCAGAUAUGAAAGUUGCCAGAUCUGCUACAGCUAGAGUUCGUUCAAGACCAGAGCUUCAGAUUCAGUUUGAUGAAGGCUAUGACAAUUAUCCUGGCCAGGAGGAGACCGAUGAUCAUAAAAAAAGGAAAAAUAUAUUCAGAGGGAAAAGACUUAAUAUUUUUGACAUGAUGGCAGUUACUAAAGAAGCACCUGAAACAGACACAUCACCUUCACUUUGGGAUGUGGAGUUUGCUAAGCAGUUAGCCACAGUAAAUGAACAACCCCUUCAGAAUGGAUUUGAAGAGCUGAUCCAGUGGACAAAAGAGGGGAAACUAUGGGAGUUCCCAAUUAACAAUGAAGCAGGUUUUGAUGAUGAUGGUUCAGAAUUUCAUGAACAUAUAUUUCUGGAGAAACACCUGGAGAGCUUUCCAAAACAAGGACCAAUUCGCCACUUCAUGGAGCUGGUGACUUGUGGCCUUUCCAAAAACCCAUAUCUUAGUGUUAAACAGAAGGUUGAGCACAUAGAGUGGUUUAGAAAUUAUUUUAAUGAAAAAAAGGAUAUUCUAAAAGAAAGUAACAUACAGUUCAAUUAAGACCAUGGAAAUUUUUAUUUCAAACAAUUAGAGAUGGAUAUUACAACUAAAUAAAAUAAUUUUACUAGA
Molecule: messenger RNA, 1398 nt
Organism: Pongo pygmaeus (Bornean orangutan)
Lineage: Eukaryota; Metazoa; Chordata; Mammalia; Primates; Hominidae
Gene: MRPS31
Product: mitochondrial ribosomal protein S31
Exons: 7
Coding region: 169-1329 (386 amino acids)
Cellular component (GO): mitochondrial small ribosomal subunit
Molecular function (GO): structural constituent of ribosome
Source: RefSeq, a predicted model, not a curated record